Messenger RNA from Closterium sp. Naga37s-1, 513 nucleotides. The record is from the annotation of a GenBank genome assembly. Lineage: Eukaryota; Viridiplantae; Streptophyta; Zygnematophyceae; Desmidiales; Closteriaceae.
AUGACUGAGAAUGGAGAAGUGUUCGAAGAAUUUCUUGUUUCUAUUAUCAGACAAGCGGUCGGUUCUCCGGCGUCUGUCUCGGGGGAGCGCUCAUUCGUCAAAUUAAGACAAGUCAGCAAAGCAAGGCAUCAUGGCAGGCGUGCCGCCGCCCGUGAAGUCCGCCAAAGCGGGAGCCUCGAGAAGGUGUGCGCGGACCUGGUGCGCGGAGCCAAGGAGAAGCGUCUCAAGGUGAAGGGCCCCGUGCGCAUGCCCACCAAGGUGCUCCGCCAUACCACGCGCAAGUCCCCUUGCGGCAACGGUACGAACACGUGGGACACGUUUGAGCUGCGCGUGCACAAGCGCGUGAUCGACCUGGUGAGCCCAUCGGAGGUGGUGAAGCAGAUCACGUCCAUCAGCAUCGAGCCGGGGGUCGAAGUCGAGUCCCCUUCCAGGCCGCAACGCCUCCAGCAGGGAGGUGCGGAAGUUCCUGACAACUUCAAGAGCAUAUACGGGCAUGGGGCGAGCGGACUGUGA